AUGGGACAAGCAACCAGGCAAGUCUUACACACAUACAACUCGCAUAAUUGGCAGCUUACAUCAACUCUUUCACUUCAUCUCAUCCAUGCUAUUCGACGCCUGCACGCACUCCAGUUUGACGACACAAAUACCAACGUAGUCAAACUUUGCAGUCUCUUGCAAAUGCACAACCGCGAACGUCAAAUGGUCUAUUACCAGCCCGGAAUCGGCACUUUUACCGACCCCGGAGUCAGAGGAACCAUCGAGCGCUGGUUUGCCAAAACAGUCGACUUGGCCAUCGCUUGGUAUCUCAGUGAACACGUCAUGGACGCGUACAAAUUUUUGAUGGAGAACCACCUCCCAAACGAUCGUAUUUGCAUCUUUGGCUUCUCUCGAGGAGCGUAUACUGCACGUGCAUUGGCUGGGAUGCUCCAUACAGUUGGCUUAUUGCCCAAAGGCAAUUCAGAACAGGUCUCCUUUGCAUACGAUAUGUAUCACCGUCAAGAUAAGCUGGCACACAAGUUUAAAAUGACAUUUUGCAAACGUGUCGACGUUGAGAUACUCGGCGUAUGGGAUACGGUCGCAAGUGUUGGUCUCUUAAUCCCACAAACGGUCCCAUUCGCCUCGAACAACACGAUCAAAAACUUUCGCCACGCCAUUUCCCUAGACGAGCAUCGUACCAAGUUUGGAGUCACACCUUGGUCACCCACAGAAGCCUCUGGAGCCGGUGUCGAACAAUAUGCAAACGGCAAAGUCGCAUCUGUCAAGGAGAUGUGGUUCUCUGGUUGCCACACCGACGUGGGAGGUGGAGCCAUGUUCGAUUCAGACGCUGAAGCACCUUGUCUGGCAAAUAUCGCUCUCCGCUGGAUGCUCCAUGAGAUUGUCAAAGUAGACUGCGGCAUCCUCUUUGACAAUGAAGCUCUCGACGACCUCGGCAUCCCAGAAGACUGUGUCCCUCGCGUUCCCGAGGGUUCUAUAUCUGUUAGUCGGCAAAGUAGCGAUGACACCGUGAUUGGAUCCCCAGAGACGAAUGCAAAGACCAAACUUCCGCUUCGCAACUGGAAAGAGGCCGACGAGUUUGACGCAAAGGGUGCAAUCCACGAUCAGCUCAAGUUGCAUCCAAUCUGGUGGCUUGUACAGAUUCCGGUGUGGACUGGUAAAAGGUUCAACUUUACGGGUCGUCGCACCGUUCCAUCCGAUGCUCUCCGGAAGCAAUACGAGAAUAUUCAUUGGACGGUUCUCUAUCGCAUGAAUGCCGUCCCUGGUUACAAACCUCGUGCUCGGCUACCUUCAGAGUGGCAGCAACUCGUCUUGGAGGACACGGCGGUGUAA
Molecule: messenger RNA, 1311 nt
Organism: Serendipita indica DSM 11827
Lineage: Eukaryota; Fungi; Basidiomycota; Agaricomycetes; Sebacinales; Serendipitaceae
Source: the annotation of a GenBank genome assembly